Molecule: messenger RNA, 1678 nt
Organism: Mytilus californianus (California mussel)
Lineage: Eukaryota; Metazoa; Mollusca; Bivalvia; Mytilida; Mytilidae
Product: 1-deoxyxylulose-5-phosphate synthase YajO-like
Exons: 8
Coding region: 313-1437 (374 amino acids)
Source: RefSeq, a predicted model, not a curated record
CGUUUUUAACCAUAUAUCAGGAAAUAAGGCAGUUGAAGAUAAGAAUUAUUGUCCCUGAUGCGAAAUGGUUUGAUAUCGGCAUGCUUGGUCCAACAUAAUAUGAUUCCUUGACGAUAGAAGUAACAUAUCUAUGUUAUAGAGACAUGUAUAGAAAUGAGGAAACGAAACCAUAAUGAUAGCGAGAUGACUACACAUUUUAUCUAUUAUUUCAAGUUUAAACGUCUGAUAAGUUAUAAAUAGUUUGACCUAUUUUGUUGUUCUAUAUAAUAGACACACCCGUAAUUGAACGCAUAUUCACAUUUUCUGUUAGAGAUGGAGUCCGAAAAAGAACAAUGCAAGGUGGAAUAUACGCAUCUGGGGAAAUCUGGACUAAAAGUAUCAAACAUAUGUCUUGGAGCAAUGACUUUUGGCAAGUUGGAAGAAAGUCCUAUGGCGAUUUUUUCAUGCCCAACUCAGGCAGACGAAGAAAAGGCCCAUCGUAUAAUGGACCGUUUUGUGGAGCUUGGUGGUAACUUCAUUGACACUGCAAAUAUUUACUGUAGGGGACAAUCGGAACACAUUGUAGGAACAUGGCUUAAAAAGAAGUCCAGAGACAACGUUGUAGUGGCGACGAAAUGUCGUUUCCCUAUGUCGACGGAACCAAACGACCAGGGACUUAGUAGACGACACAUUAUCAAAUGUUGUGAAGACAGUCUUGAACGUUUGCAGACAAACUAUAUUGAUCUUUAUCAGACACAUAUGUGGGACGAUGCUACACCAAUUGAAGAAACGCUCAGGACUCUUGAUGAUCUGGUCAGGUGUGGAAAGAUUAGAUAUCUUGGGGUUUCAAAUUUACUGGGAUGGCAAACACAGAAAGUUGUUGAUUAUACCAAGUUUAUGGGAUUGACAGGUUUUAUUAGCAUGCAGCAACAAUACAAUUUGUUAGUUCGACAUCCGGAAUUGGAAGAAUUCCAGGUCUGUAAGACUGAAGGACUUGGUGUUUUACCAUGGAGCCCUUUAAGAAGUGGUAUGCUCACUGGAAAAUACAAACGAGAUGAAAAGAUGGAUCCAAAGAGUGGUCGUUUAGCGUAUGAUUUCGAAAAGAAUUCCCAGGCUUCAUAUUGGACGAAAUACGCUAAGGACACUUACUGGGAUAUCAUGGCAGUUGUAGAAAAAGUAGCAAAGACAAACGGUAAAACAGCGGCACAGGUAGCGUUGAGGUGGCUGUUACAGAAAGACGUCGUGUCAUCUAUAAUAAUCGGGGCAACAUCAAUUAAACAGUUAGAGGAAAAUAUGUCUGUAGGAACUGGCUGGUGCAUUUCUAAAGAGGACAUGGAGACAUUAGAUGAAGCUUCAAAACCAGAAAGUGCCAGUAGUUACCCGUAUGAAAUGUCGAGGUUUGGAAAUACAUCACGUGUCAACAGAUAUAAUCCAAAACCAAUCGUUGCAAAUAUCUAAUAAAACUGGGAUGUUGCUUUUAUGAGAAGCGUUGAGGUUUAUGUGAUCGUAGUUUCUAGUUGUGUGCUGAUUUACAUGUGUGCAUCCGCGACUAACCGCAUGUUUGUGAGCUGCUGGAAAGACGAGAAAUGAUAGAAUAGGAUUUAUGUUAUAAUUAAUAAUUUACAUGGUUUCUUUUUUUAAAUAGAAUGUGUAUACUUUAACAAUUGUACAUUUUUAUAAAAUAAUGUUGUUUUCCCUA